GUCCAUCUCUCCAUGCCCGCCAACUCGCACUGUCCGCUACCUGGCCUUGCCGUCCACGAUGACCUGGCCCAUGCCUAUCUUCAGCCGCUUCAGGCCAUUCAAUGAGCUACGCAGCUAUUACCCUCGCCCGACCUCGCUUGGUCCUGCAGCAUGACGCAUCCCAACCUCGAGCUGAAUCGUCACGAAUAUGCUAGGGCGAUCCAGCCUAUGGUAGCUCCGUGUGCCGGUGCUCAACGGCUUCGAUUUGGCUUUAAAGAAUCUUUGGAUGAGUCUACUUCAAGCGAGGUUGGCGAGAGCCUUUCUUGCUUAAAGACAUGCCUGAUCUUCGUUGAUGUUUCUGCCUCACGUCAAUCUGUCAUCUUACUGUCCUGAUCUGCAAAUGUCGGCAACACUAUGGCUGCUGGACGCACCAACGUCUUCUUCGUGCCAUAUAGGCCUCAUUCCAAAGCGCCAAAGCCGGCCUCGGGUGAACCUGCCAUCUCUCAGCAGAAACAUGCUGCCCGCGAAUACCACCGAAAAGCCAAGCUUGAGCGUCUCGCUAAGAUAAACGCCAUACAUAACCGCGAUGCACGCAGCUCCAGCGAAGAUCCUCAGCCUGAUGCCUCUUCGCGACCACUGUUGCUGCGAGACAAGACCUUCCCAAACGACGAUGACAGCAACAGGACUUUUGCUGUGUUUGAUGUCGGCACUGGCAUAUUUGAUCCCUUCAAUGCUUCCGUUCCUAGCGGGGUACCCUCGUAUGCGCUCGACAUUCUAGACUAUGGUCGCUCGAAUCUGGCAUCUGGCAUCGCCCUUUGUCUAGCGCACUAUCCCGUUGCACAGGAAACUGCAAAUACUUCACCUAACCAAACGUCAGCUGCUUCGAAACAAUGGAGAAUACUCGGCCCCUCCAGAAACAUCCUCUCAGAUGGAGCUAUCAAAACCGCCGUGUUGGCAUGUGCAAUGCAUUCUCCCGCCACGUUCUGGUCAAUCAUUUUUGCAGGCGCAACCCAUGACGCCUAUCUUCAGGGCGAAGCAGACACCCCCAGUCGCAACCGAACGUUACGUUUGUCAUACAAGACUCAAGCCAUCAGGGAGCUGAACCGUGAAAUUCAAGAGCUUCAAGGCCCGGCUUCUGACGAGCUUCUUCUCGCCAUCGUCACACUAGCAGCUCAUGGGUCUGGCGAGCAAGUAGAUCCCCCUUCACAGGAAGAAAAUCUAAGCGCAUUACAAUCGGUCCAGAGUUUUCAGUAUUAUGGCCGCAUGCAAAAGGAGGCGGCACAUUUGAAGGCUAUCUGUCAUUUGGUGUAUCAGAAAGGAGGCCUACACACCGUGAAAAUGCCCGGACUGGCGAAUGCCCUUGCGUUGGCCGAUAUCUUCUAUGCUUUCCAAGACAUGCGCGUGCCUGCUUUCCCACUGUUGGCGCCAACAAGUUUGAUCAUGUCGACAUGGCCUCAAACUCCCACCGGUCUGGCCCCGUCUCUCCAGAAUUUGACGAGUGGUUUCCAAGACUUUGGGGAUAUUGUCGGCUUUGCUCCAUUGUUGCAGGUUGUCAACAACGCUCGCCUGAUUACUAUCGGAUUCGACGCCUAUCUAUCCGGCCACCCUUCAGCACCGUCCCUCGAUCAGAUAGUCUGGGCCAGAAACUUCAUGACGCACGACCUACUCUCCCUCCCGCUGGCGCUCCCACUUCCAUACCUUCGCCAUGGUGCUGCACAAAUGCAUGACGGCGGCAGCUCGAGCAUCAUGACCCACAGUUCCCCCUUACACUCAUUAUACGAUCUUGUCCGCCUAUCGACAAUGGCAUAUACACUCCUAGUGCUCUUCCCUGUGCCCAGCGUCGCAGCUAUCCAUGGUAAACUGACGCGGGAACUCAUGCUGGCGCUAGAUGACUGCACUGUGCUGGAACUCUGGACCACGCAUUCGAGACUGUUGCUUUGGAGUACGGUCCUGGGAGGGAUCGUUGCAAAGGACACAAGUCUGAGGCCGUGGUUCGCGGAGAUGAUUAGGCAAGCCAGGACGAAGAUUCCCAGCCUGGCACUCAUGGACUCAAGGAGCAGGAGCAGGAGCAGGCAUUCGAGCUACAAUUCGAGUCCGUCCAGCGAGGACGGCACGCAAGGAGAGUCAGGUGUGUUGUGGACGGUAGUGAAAGACAUCUGCUUCCGAUACCUCUGGUUUGACGGUACCGAAUGUGAGGGUCUAGGCCGAAUGUUUUGGCAAGAAGCGUGCGACAACGCGCAGCUUCGCACGAUGAGCUAGUCGUGAUAAUCAUCCCGAGUCAAUAUGCUCUCUGUCUUGCGGUGUAGCGAUUCAGUUCCCGGGGCUCAACAUAGAUUAUGUAUGAGAUGCAGCACAGGGUGAUUCUAUCAAGCAUUGGCAUGUCCCAAACAAAAAGCCACCUUCAACGGAAAAGAAGGCUAGUCUAUGGAGGUGCAUUUUUAGUAGCAUGACCAUUCGGUGUCCUAUUAAAUGCCAG
Messenger RNA from Cladophialophora immunda, 2455 nucleotides. RefSeq lists its product as uncharacterized. The transcript has 4 exons. NCBI's taxonomy places the organism in Eukaryota, Fungi, Ascomycota, Eurotiomycetes, Chaetothyriales, Herpotrichiellaceae. The record is from RefSeq and is a predicted model, not a curated record. The coding region runs from base 394 to 2238 and encodes 614 amino acids.